Penicillium expansum is the source of this 2349-nucleotide messenger RNA. RefSeq lists its product as uncharacterized. The record is from RefSeq and is a predicted model, not a curated record. Bases 1 to 2349 code for a protein of 782 amino acids. The transcript has 6 exons. Lineage: Eukaryota; Fungi; Ascomycota; Eurotiomycetes; Eurotiales; Aspergillaceae.
AUGUUUAUUGUCCUUUUCCCUAUCUUGGUGGAUGCCAUUCACCAAAUUGGCUGGGCCAAGAGUAUCAAGAUCAUUACGCCUUUCUUCCUGUUAGCUGUUAUUAGUACACUACUUGCUUGGGUGUCUAUGGUAGCAUUUCUCCGACGAAAGUUGGUCUUGUGGUCUAAUGAAGACCCCAAAGCCGAGAAUACGUUGCUGGGAAGACCUCAACUCUAUCCGGCACGUCUAACACAUGCUAGCUUCUUCCCGGAGAAGUACCAUUACUGGAUUGUUUAUUUCCUCGUUGGUGUGCCCGUUGGACUUCGUGGUCGUGUUGGGACUGUAGUUUCUAUUGAAAGUGAUCAACAAACCUCGGUCACAAAUCCUUUCUACUCUUUUGUGAAGAGAAUCUUCCGGAUUCCAUUUUGGUUUAGAAUUGAUACCAGUUGGUAUCUUCACCGUGGAGAUGGCCAUCUAACCCUGGCCGCAAAACUAGAACACUUUUUGAAAGAACGGGGCGAGGAUCCAAAACAAUACCCUUAUGCGUAUCUUAUCAGCAUCCCUCAGUUUCUCUGGUGGACCAAAAGCCCGAUCUCGUAUUGGUAUCUCUACUCGCCUCUCAAAGAGCUCAGUGGAAUCAUCAUGGAAAUCAACAACUCAUACGGCGAAAAAAAGAACGCUUUCUGCCGAUUAACCAAGGAAGACUCUUCCUCUCAUGAGAAAGUGAAAACUUGCGAGGUUUUCAGCGCUGCUUUAGGAAAGGGACCUGAUGGCGAUCAACUCAUUCGGUUCACAUCAUCGGCUCCCACUGCCAAGUAUUACAAAGGCAGCUGGGAGAAAGACAUAUUUGCUUCGCCUGUCGAGAAAGUUGAAGGCGGAUUCGCCCUUCGAUUCAUGGAUCCAUUAGAUCCAGCACCUGAGAAAGGUGGCCCUCUGCACUCUAAUAUGACGCUUAUCAGCACAUCUGGAAAGCCUAAGAUUUCUAGUCGUCUUUUCUCCGUUGCUCCUCCCAUUGACCCUCUUGAAACAUCAUCCUGGGAGCUGGUGAGCUUUCUUCUCAGCUGGUCAUUUGUUGUGCCAGUAUCGAUUGGUCGGAUUGUGGUGGAGGCACUCCGUAUUCGAUUCAGAGGGAACAUGCCCUAUUUGAACAAACCGGACGUGAAGAAGGGAAAUAUCCCACGCAAUGCCUCAGAAACAGAAAGGGGUUUGGAGCCUUUCUUCCGGCUAUACCUCUCCCACCUUGUCAAAACAUGCCGUUUUCCUUUGGAGGUGAUCUAUACGCCUGCCAAAUCACUACAUCUCCACCCUAUGUCAAUGCGUUCUCCGGUGAAAACCUUUACAUCUGCACCUCCCCCCACCCUCCUAAUCCAGCCUCUCACGCCUCAGUUCUAUACAAAUAUCCUAAAAUACCCGGAUGCCAAAACUGGAGCUAUCUCCGAAAUGGAGAACGUGCCCCAGGCCUGUGAUCCGGAGUCCCAGCGGCUAUGGGCAUCCGAUCCAGCGAUGCUGCAAAGAUUGAUUGAAUCAGCAAUAGACUCGCCCAAUACCGAGAUCGCUCAUGGCUAUAUUGGAGGGGUCAUCGCUAGCAUUGCGCCGGAAGUAAAAAGUUUGACAGUUUAUCGAAGGACGCCUGUCGUGGUUUUCCCAGCCUCGCCCGAAUCCGACAAAUUUUCGAAUCCGCUUGCCGCAUCUUUGACACCAGAGGGGAGUCGCGCGGCUUUUAUACGAUCCCCGAAAUCAUUCACCGGCCUCGACUAUCUUUUUCAAGAUUCGGAGUCCAACGUGGAUGUGGUAGACAUGAGAAAAGAAGAGUUGACGAAGAUCACCAAAAACGUCAUCCAGAGUGGCUCAACCAAACGUGAAUUCGACGUCAUUAUCUGCGCAACUGGAUUUGAGCCUUUGGGUACCGGGUUAACCAGAUUGAACAUCACUGGCAAAAACGGUGUGGAUUUGGCGGACGUUUGGAAAACCCGUAUCAUUUCCUAUCUGGGGAUGGCUGUCCCUGGAUUUCCUAACAUGUUCUAUCUAUGCGGUCCACAAGGCCCAACUGUUAAAGUGAAUGCUCCAACGACUGUUGAAUGUCAAGCACAGUGGAUCUUCUCCACUUUGAAGAGUCUUCGCAAGUCCCAUAUUGACUGCUGUGAGCCGACUCUAUCUGCAUCUCAGGGGUGGGUGAAGAAAUUGAAUCAGCAGUGGAAUAACUCAUUAUACCCAAAGGUAAAUGUAUGGGAGGCUCGCAGUUCUUCCGGCAAAUCAGAGCCACUCUGGAUCGAAGGGGUACAUAAAUACUAUGAUUACAUACAGCAAUGCCAGGCACCGGACUUCCGCGGCUUUGUCGAGCUGCGGCCAAAGCCUUCAGCAAGUUUGUAG